AUGGCCUAUUCGGCAAAUGCAAACCUGGUGCCAAGGCUUUAUAAAUCUGUUAUUGAGGAUGUCAUCAACAAUGCACAUGACUAUUUCCUUGAAGAAGGCAUUGAUGAUCAUGUUCUUAAAGAUCUAAAGCAGCUUUGGGAAAGCAAACUUCUCCAAUCGAGAGCCGUGGAAGGCUUUUUUAGGGAAAAUAAUCAUCAGCAGAUCAUGUUAGAACUUCACCAGAAAACUCAUCAGACUCUACACACGUCCUCAGCUUCUGUUGUGAUUCCUUCUGGUAGAAGUGUUCAGAAUUUUACAUCUGCAGAACUUAGCUCUUCAGGGACAUCAACUACUCUUGCACUACCCUCGGGCAUUAGUCUUCCAAUACAGGUCCCUGCUGGAGUUACCUUGCAGACUGCUUCAGGUCAUAUGUAUAAAGUCAAUGUGCCAGUUAUGGUAACCCAAGGUGCUGGAGGUCAGAAAUACUUUCAACAGCCUGUUCACCACAUUAUUCAUCAAGUAAAUACAGUUACAGGGCAGACGGCACUAAUCCAGCAAAAUUCUGGUCAAACACAUGUCAUUCAACCAUCUUCCCAAGAUCAAGCAUCCAUGCUCCAGCAAUCCAAUUCAGGUCAAGUUUCCUCACAUCAACAGUUGUUGGCAAACCAACCUUUCGAUGUAGCUGGCCAGUCCAUUCUGCAACAACCUGGCAUGUCACGGCACGUAUACAUUCAGCAAUCUGGUGCGAUGAAGCAGGUCGUUUUGCAACACUCUGGGAUGGGUGUACAGACAGGGCCUCACCUAAUUAUUCAGAGGCAGCCCAUGGCAAAUACAGGGACACUAACGCAGCAGCAGUUAGUAACCACACAACCAGCAAGGCUCGAGCUGUCUAUGGAAGAACAAACAACCUCAAGCCAGACUCAACAUUUAGAGAGAAUUCCUCUAGCACAUGCACUCAUAGUUCAAAGUCAAUCAUCUGAACAAAAUGAAGGCAUGAACAUGUCACAGUGCGUUUCUGAUCAGUGUGCAGCUCAACAGUUUGCACCCCAGGUAAACGAGACGAUGUUAAUGCUUGCAGCAACUUCAGAAGAGCAACAGGUUACGGUUGAAACAUCAUCCAUCCCACAACUGGAUGGGACCAAUGACACUUCGUCUGAUGAAGAAAUUGGGAACCUACGAGAAGUAGAAGAAAAUGAUAUACUUGGAAUUAUUGAUGCUGAAGACCUGAAAGCCCUAGAAGGUUAUGAUGAAGAUAAUAGUUCCAGUGAGGACUCUUCCUGUGAUGACAGUGACGAGCAACCAAAAGAAGACAUUAGAGAAGAAGAUCCUUUGAAUUCAGGAGAUGAUGUGAGUGAGCAAGAAGUACCUGAUCUAUUUGAUACAGAAAAUGUAAUUGUUUGCCAGUACGAUAAGAUUCACAGAAGUAAAAACAAGUGGAAAUUCUAUCUUAAGGAUGGAAUAAUGACCUACAAUGGGAGAGAUUAUGUAUUCUCUAAAGCUGUUGGGGAUGCAGAAUGGUAGGAAUGAAAAAAAAUCAAUUAAGCAACGUGACAAGUUCUUUACAAGUUACUUGAAUUGAUUGGUGGCUUUCCAUUUCCCAUCCUUAAAUUGGUGAAUUCUUUUUAUUCUUUGACUUAAUUAGAAUUACGCAUACCUAUGGUAAAAUUGAUCAGGACUUGCUGUGAUGCAAGUUCUUUCAAAAUAGAAAUCACUUAACUGGCUAAUAAUAAAAAUUCAGAAAAGCAACAUGCAUUUGAGUGGAGGAAAAGAGGCUAUAUUGUUCAAUAGAAUUUAUGUUGCACAAACAAUAUUAUAAAUAGAGAUAAACUAGUAUUAUGCAAAAUGUCUUAUCUUGUGGGGAAAGAAAACUAAAAUAUAUACAGGAUACCAGCGCAACAAGCCUCUUUUGAAGACGUGUUAGCCACAGUGUAAGAAUUUGGUCCACGAUGAGAGAUAAUUUCUUCAGUGGUUAAUUUCUAAUCCUUUUUCAUUUUGGAGGAAAAAAGCAGGAUUUACUAAUGUUACAAAUGGAAUAUAUCCAUUUGAUGAGCAAUCUUUAAAAAUGGCAAUCACUAGUUUGAAAGUAACAUUGGCUAAGAUUUGCCCUUCAUACGUUUGAAAUGUUUUCUUAAUGAAGACGUGCACAAUGGUUUCGUUAUCGGGUGUGUUCCGUUAGUGUUGUGUUUUGUAGAAGUACUGCAAAGACGAUAAUUUUCCUUUUGUUGUAGUUAAAAUCUUCCAUGCAAAAUACUAUAUUAGCAGGCAUUCCACAACAAAUUGGGAUUUGAAUCAAAUAUGCAGAAUGUUUAUUUAAUAAUUUGUGUAAUGCUAUGCUGACAUUUUGAUUUCCUGAGAAAUGUUAUAACAUUUAUUAUUGCUUUAUUUGUCAAAGGACAUAAUCUGUCUUUCAAAUUAGGUUUUUCUCUUCUUUUGUCUUCCUAACCUAUCUGGUUUUCUUGCACCAUGCAACCAGGAGGACAUAUUACCCAUUACCUGUGCUAGAUCAAAAGAAGCAGAAAUUGAGCAGUCAAUGAUGAUGCUCUACUUUUUCAUAUCCUUUUAUUAAAGAACCUCAACCUAAUUCCCCAAGAAUUGGUGGUAUAGAUUGAUAUUUUGUUGAUGUUAUGGAUUUGUUUUUGAUUAAUCAAAGGAAUUGACUUUGCUUGCUGGUGUUUACAUUCCAUCAUCAAUUGCCUUCAUAACACUAAAUCCAGGUUCUGAUGGUAUAACGUAGUAUUUGUUUUUCCAAGACCGUGAGUAUCUGGAUCAUAAAAUGGACAAGUGCGUGUUUAUGAUUAAUCUUUCAUUGAUUUAAACGCAGCAGUGUGCGAUCUAACAUUGAAAACGUUGUUAGAGUUGUGAUGCAUGUUGAUUGUUUACAGUGCCACCAUGGCUUGCUUUCAUUUUCAGCAUAAUUACUAUUACUGCUGUGAUUACUUUUGGUUUUGUUUCACUUGAGAAUCAUUUGUAAAUCAGUGCCUUUAAGAAAUAUAAAAAAUAUAUAUUUGUGUUCUAUUUUAGUGAACAAAGUAUUCAAAAACAAAAUAAAAACUGGAUGUUUCUCCUAUUAUG
Molecule: messenger RNA, 3051 nt
Organism: Amblyraja radiata (thorny skate)
Lineage: Eukaryota; Metazoa; Chordata; Chondrichthyes; Rajiformes; Rajidae
Gene: gtf2a1l
Product: general transcription factor IIA, 1-like
Exons: 9
Coding region: 1-1500 (499 amino acids)
Biological process (GO): transcription initiation at RNA polymerase II promoter; transcription by RNA polymerase II
Cellular component (GO): transcription factor TFIIA complex
Source: RefSeq, a predicted model, not a curated record